AUGUCGACACCUGUCAAGGAAAGCCGACCCAUCGUUAUUUCUGGGCCGUCCGGUGUCGGCAAAGGAACCCUCAUUCAAAAGCUUUUUGAAGAGUUUCCUAACACUUUCGCGUUCACAGUCUCCCAUACAACUCGAGCCCCACGUGCUGGUGAAAUUGAUGGCAAAGAUUACUUUUUCGUGACCCCCUCGACGUUCGCCGAUCUCAUUUCUCAAGGAGCCUUUGUUGAACACGCAAAAUUUGGUGGUAAUCAGUAUGGCACGUCUCAAAAAACAAUCGCAGACCAAACCGCCAAGGGCCUUAUUGUUGUGUUAGAUAUUGAGAUGGACGGUGUUCGACAAAUACAGGCAAACCCUAACAUCAAGGCUCGUUAUGUUUUUAUCAAACCGCCAAGCUUUGAGGUUCUUGAGAAACGCCUGCGAGGACGGGGCACUGAAAAGGAUGAGUCUAUUCAAAAGAGACUAGCUCAAGCGAGGGUUGAGUUAGAUUACGCAGAGACUGGUGUUCACGACAAGAUCAUAGUUAACGAUAAUCUCCAAGAGGCAUAUGAAGAGCUUAAAAAGUUUGUAUUCGACAGCAACUAG
Talaromyces proteolyticus is the source of this 582-nucleotide messenger RNA. RefSeq names its product guanylate kinase. Bases 1 to 582 code for a protein of 193 amino acids. Gene Ontology annotation, molecular function: GMP kinase activity. Gene Ontology annotation, cellular component: cytosol. The record is from RefSeq and is a predicted model, not a curated record. NCBI's taxonomy places the organism in Eukaryota, Fungi, Ascomycota, Eurotiomycetes, Eurotiales, Trichocomaceae. The transcript is spliced from 2 exons. Gene Ontology annotation, biological process: purine nucleotide metabolic process.